Sorghum bicolor (sorghum) is the source of this 1938-nucleotide messenger RNA. Its product is annotated as actin-related protein 2/3 complex subunit 2B. The record is from RefSeq and is a predicted model, not a curated record. The transcript is spliced from 9 exons. Gene Ontology annotation, molecular function: actin filament binding; structural constituent of cytoskeleton. NCBI's taxonomy places the organism in Eukaryota, Viridiplantae, Streptophyta, Magnoliopsida, Poales, Poaceae. Bases 399 to 1571 code for a protein of 390 amino acids. Gene Ontology annotation, biological process: actin filament polymerization; Arp2/3 complex-mediated actin nucleation. Gene Ontology annotation, cellular component: actin cytoskeleton; Arp2/3 protein complex.
AUUUACCAGGUUGGUGUCAUCUGCACUGUCUGUUCCAGAUCCAACACUCAACACCAUUCGGGACUUUCCAUAUUUGCCUGUGGAGUUAUUCGGAAAAGCCCUGAAAUGAUUGUGGAGUGCAUUGGAAACAAAGCAAACGGGAUGGCUGAGCUCAGGAGGUUGCUUCAGAAGUAGUUCACCAGCAGCAGCAGCAGCAGCCAGGAGAGGUCCCCCUCACGUCUCACCAGUCAGGCAGCCACCGCCCACCGGCGUCCUCUCCCUGGUGUCCCGAGAAUUUGUUUUUUUCAUCCACCAGACCAUGAUCCUGAUAGCAAAGCAACACUUGUACCUCUCUUCUCUCCUUUCCCCUUCUAUUUGAUCCCUGGUCCUGGUCCUGGGUGUCGAACUGUGCCAACGCCAUGGCGUUCUUCAGCAGUGGAUCCCGGGUUCUGGUCGAAAUCCUGACGAGGAUGCAGAGCGCCGAAAGACCAAUGCCUGUUGACCACACCUUCUUCGAGUUUGGAUCGAUUCGAUAUCAUGUGGAGGCUUCAGUGUCGGAUCCUGAGAACGUGUUCCUGUCGAUAUCGACGCCGUCGCUCUCCCACGAGGCGGCUGCACCCUCGUCGUCGUCGGCGGCGAGCCGCCUGCCUGAACUGACCCUGCAGGAGACGAGGAAGACGUAUGGCAGGUUCGCGGAGAUCGUGGAGCCGCCGAGGGAAGGAUACGCCCUGACGCUCAAGCUCAACUUCUCCGGCCUCGCCCGGCCGAAAGAUCGCGUGAAGGCCAUUAACCAGGUGUCGCUGCUGCAAUCCGUGGUGCUGAGCUCGCAGCUGAAGGAGAUGCUGGGGAGCCUCGGCUCGUCGCCGGGCACCAUGAGGCUCGUGUACAACCAGAGGGAGCCCUUCUUCGUCAGCAGGACGGCUGAUGAGACGAUAAACGCCAUCUUCCCCAUGCGCUUCAGGGACGACACGGACCUGGCCAUCGCCACCUCCUUCUUCCAGGAGCUACAGGACGUCGGGAACUCGUUCGCGUGGGCGCCCAAGUGCAGCUGGUCGCCGAUCCCGCCGCCGGAGCUGCGCGGGGAGAAGGUGCACCACCUCACCACCAACGGCGGCUUCGUCUCCUUCGGCGUCCUGUCGCGCCACGUGAGGGGGAAGCGGGCCGCCAAGACCGCGUGGAUCCUGCUCAACUUCCAGUCCUACGUCAAGUACCACAUCAAGUGCACCCGGAGCCACGUCCAGAGCCGGAUGCGGGAGCGGCUGGAGACGCUGACGGAGGCCGUCCAGAACGCGAGGCUACGCGGGACGAAUAGCCACGACAAGAAGCGGGCGUCACAAGUUGUGAAGAAGAGGAGCAGCAAGAGACGGCUCGUUAGCCUGGCGAAAGCGAGCAAGAAGCUGCACAAGGGUUUCAGGGCCGUCCUGGACAAGAUCAUGAAGCGGCUGCGGCAGAGGAUCAGGGUGAAAGGCCUGGACCGGCUCCGGCGGCAGUUCCGGUGCCGGUGCUUCGCGGUGCCUAGGCUCCCGGCCGCGCCACCUCGCGCUCACAGUCGCAGCAGGAAGGCGCACAGAUACCACAAGCUGGCCGAGUAAUCUAUCAAACCUUGGUCGUCGUCGAUGUCGACUCUAUUAAUUGGGAGCAUCUAGCUAGCAUCUGCGCUCCGCUAAUAUACCAAGCAUCAGAGCGCACCAAAGAGUUUAGCUCUUUUCCUCACAUUGGCUCAAAAGUUUUAGUCCCUCUCUUCUUCACGUGACACCACCUAAUGCUAAGCUUAGAGCCGACAAGUUUUAAGUAUCCAUGUUUGAGUGUUGUUACAUUUGCACUAAUUUCUAGUUGUACCUUUAGAAUGUGACCGGUACAAAUGUAUUCUCUAUGUAUACUACUUUUGUGGCUAUAUGGUACAAGGCUACAAGCUCUAAAGUAGCAUAAAAUCAUUCGGGAAACUGAGUGCUACACUUA